AAAAUUGGCGGUGCUAUCGAAGACUUAGGCGGUGAGGCCCUGGACAGGUUGUUUCUCGCCUACCCCCAGACCAAGACCUACUUCCCCCACUUCGACCUGCACCAAGGCUCUGCUCAGAUCAAGGCGCAUGGCAAGAAGGUGGCGGCUGCACUGGUCGAGGCUUGCAACCACAUCGAUGACAUUGCCGGUGCCCUCUCCAAGCUCAGUGACCUCCAUGCCCAAAAGCUCCGCGUGGACCCCGUCAACUUCAAACUGCUGGGCCACUGCUUCCUGGUGGUGGUGGCCGCCCACCACCCCUCUCUCCUGACCCCGGAGGUCCACGCUUCCCUGGACAAGUUCCUGUGUGCCGUGGGCAAUGUGCUGACUGCCAAGUACCGUUAAGGCGGCACCAUGGCUAGAGCUGGACCCAACCUACUGCCAGCCCUCCAACAGCGAGCAGCCAAAUGAUCUGAAAUAAAAUCUGUUGCAUUUGUGCUCCA
Messenger RNA from Pelecanus crispus (Dalmatian pelican), 479 nucleotides. Lineage: Eukaryota; Metazoa; Chordata; Aves; Pelecaniformes; Pelecanidae. The record is from RefSeq and is a predicted model, not a curated record.